AUGGCCUCUCGAGCAACAUCACCGUCACCACCAACAGAUCAAUUGAAAGAAGAUACUGAAUCUACGAUCGAACCAACUCAACGGAUUGCAUCACCACCUCCAGUUUUACCUAGUAUUACCCAGGAAGAUGGAGGAAGUGAUACCUUUGGAUUCGAAUUACUUGAGUUAGCAAGAAAACAAGAAACUGAGAAUCAAGCAUUACUUCACUUCCUCUCAGGAUCAACUGAAACUCCUUCGAAACCUGAAUUAACAAAACCUGAAUCAAAAGAAAAGGCUAUCUCAAGUUUCAAUGAUCAUAAAGGAUUAAAUUCAGAAGCAUUAUUAGAUGAUUUAAUUCCUUCAAAAGAUCCUUGUUAUCUUAAUAUGAAAUUAAGAGAUUCAUCUGUUUUACUUUUACAUUCGAUCACAGCUGAAAGUGUUUAUUCAUUUAUAAUUUCUUUAGCUAAAGAUUGUUAUGAAAUUUAUUUUGGUUCGUCAACAAACCAAAAUACUUUAGAAAAGGAUCAAGAAGUAAAAGAAGGAAAGAAGGGAUUCGAAUUUAAUGAAGAUGAAAAAGAAAUGAUCAUUGAAGAGAAUUGGAUUAGGAUUAAGAAAUCUAUUGAAAAGAAUCGAAAUAGUUUAUGUUCUAAUGCCAGAUUAGAAUCACAACUUUUAGUUGCUCAACAUUUACUCGAAGCUAGAUCAAGGUCUUCUUCUUCUUCAACAACAACAGAUAAUCUAAAUUAUGCAGAUCAAAUAGCUGAAGAAGUUUCAACUGAAUUAAAUCAAUUGGUGAAAACUAGAGAAGAAUCUAUUGAAGAAGGAACAAAGAUUAGAGAAUUGAUUAGUGUGACUGGUAAUGUGUUUUGGGAUAAAGUGAAGAUUCCUUUAUUAUCUAAUCCUUGA
Molecule: messenger RNA, 885 nt
Organism: Melampsora larici-populina 98AG31
Lineage: Eukaryota; Fungi; Basidiomycota; Pucciniomycetes; Pucciniales; Melampsoraceae
Exons: 2
Coding region: 1-885 (294 amino acids)
Source: RefSeq, a predicted model, not a curated record